GCUUUCAGCAGUAGUGGAUGGUGUUUAUGCUGAUCACUCUCAUAUAGCAGGAAAAUUCACGAUGCUGUCAUCCAGCAGAGUCUACGUAGGUGGCAGUAUCAAUACUAGGGCUCUACAAGGAGCGAGGGUCCAUAACAACUUCGUCGGCUGUAUGAGAAAGGUUGAAUUCGUCGCGGAUACAUUGAGGUUGAACCUCCUGGAGUUGGGCAGGUCUGGCAGCCAUCUUAUCCAGGUGGCAGGCCGCUUGGAUUAUAAAUGCCCGACAGGAGAAACACAUGAUCCCAUUACAUUCACCUCCAGGGAGUCUCAUUUGAUUCUGCCGCCAUGGAACGCUAAGAAGUCGGGCAACAUCUCAUUCAAGUUCCGCACGAACGAAGCCAACGGCCUGAUACUUUUCAACGGUGGAAUCAGACCGCCUAGAGUGGACUUAUUCGCUGUCGAAAUCUACAACGGACAUAUCUACGUGCAUCUGGACCUAGGUUCAGGCCCCUCCAAACAAAGGGGCUCUAGAAGGAGGAUAGACGACGGCAUAUGGCAUGAGGUGACUUUCAGGAGGACUGGUAGAGAUUCCAGGAUAACUGUCGAUGGAUUCCACACCGAUUUCAAAACGAUCGAGGGAUCCACAAGUCUCGAACUCGACGGUAACAUGUAUGUGGGUGGUUUGGGGCCUCCCUUCUCGGAGAUUCCGGUGCCUGGAGGACUCUGGACCGCCGUCCUCCAGCAAGGCUACGUCGGUUGCUUCAAGGACCUCGUUAUGAACAAUGAGGCGGUUGAUGUUGCUACUUUCGCUCGAGAGCAGGAUUCUGGGUCGAUCAGAACUCUGUGCCACACCCAACCUCAGCAGUGCCCCUCGCAACCGUGUCUCAACGGAGGCACCUGCACCGAGGGCUGGAACAGGUUCGUCUGCGACUGCACCGGAACCCUUCACAGCGGUCCUACCUGCGGAAAAGAAGCUCCCACGCUCAGCUUCAACGGCACUCAGCACAUGCAAGUCACCAUGGACGCCGAGCAGGUUACUCAGACGGAGGAUGUGGUGCUGAGGUUCCGGACGAGCAAACCGCUCGGAUUGCUCCUGAUCACUAGCACGGCAGAGACGGGAGACAGGAUCGAGCUGGCUGUGGCGGCUGGCAGGAUUCGCCUGGCGCUCAGGAUGGGAGUGAGAGAGAAGAAGAAGGAGGACCGGGAGAAAGACAAGAUAUUACUGGCAGGGCAGAACGUGAACGACAACGAAUUCCACACGAUCAGAUUAUCGAGGAGAGGGUCCAAUUUGAAGCUGCAGCUGGAUAGCCAAUCUCCGAUAAGAGCUGAAAUUCAAGGUAAACACACUUCUUUGCAAUGGCGUACCAUACAUCUGGGUGGACUCUAUCAUCUAGAAGAAGAAAUCAGCAUGUCAACGACAGUGCCUAAUUUUGUCGGUGAUAUCCAGCAGUUUUACUUCAACAAUAUCCCGUACAUAGAAUUGGCGAAGGCGUUAGGCACCGAACAUUCAAUCGCCGGUUUUCCCAUAAUCAAAGUCGCAGCAAAAUUCGUCAAACACGCCACCGACAAUCUCCAUCGGCCCGUGACGUUUCGGUCGAGGCACACCUUCAUCGGUCUACCGAUGUUGCGGGCCUACUCCAGCAUCCACAUCGACUUCAUGUUCAGGACCAGGGAGGCGAACGGGCUGAUCUUGUUCAACGGCGGAAAGAAAGAGGACUUCGUGGCAGUGGAGCUGGUCGAAGGCCACAUCAAUUAUAUCGUCAAUGUUGGUGACGGUACCGUUACCCUGCGUGACACGGUGCGCACACACCUUAACGACAACCGCUGGCACACUGUCGGUAUUCGGAGACCGUCCUCCAAGCAGCACACCCUCAUGGUGGACGACGACAUCGUCAUAGCGACGGAUUCGGGCGCAGGCAACCUGGAACUCGACGGCAUCCUCUAUCUAGGCGGCGUCUACAAGGACCUGUACGCGUUGUUGCCGCAGCAGGAGGUCAAGUCGCGGCACGGCUUCGAGGGUUGCAUCGCCGGGUUGGACCUGAACGGGGAGUCCCCGAACAUCAUGGAGGACGCAGUGGUACACAGCUCGUUGGUCACAGCAGGAUGCGAAAGUCAAUCGGCAAAAUGUAGUCAUAAUGUUUGUGCAAAUGCAGGAAUAUGCGUCCAACAAUGGAAUUCGUACACUUGCGACUGCGAUAUGACUACUUUCACAGGACCAACUUGUUCAGACGAAUCUGUGUCUUAUGAAUUCGGUCCGAAUAGAGGGAUAAUCACCUAUACAUAUCCAGAAGACAACAGACCCGAAAUGCAAGAAGACUCUAUUGCCGUAGGUCUCAUCACGACGAAAUCUGAAGGAGUUUUGUUAAGAAUAGUCAGUGGCACCUCGAACGACUAUAUCGAAAUGUAUAUUGUCGAAGGAAAUGUUUUUGUGGUCUACAAUCUGGGCACUAACGACCUACUGCUAGGGGAAAUUUCAGUGAAAGUCAACGAUAACGCAUAUCAUGUAGUCAAGUAUCAUAGACACGGCCACAAUGCGACUCUACAAGUCGACGAUUAUAAUGUUCAAACGUAUCAUCCCUCAGGUCACCAACUGCAAGUGUUCAAUAGCCAAUCGCAAAUACAGGUCGGAGGUAAAUGGAACAAGAAAAGUAGAAUUGAGCGUCCAUUUUCCGGUGUCAUAUCAGGCGUGGUGGUCAACGGGUUGAGAAUCCUGGACCUAGCUGCAGAAAAAGACGUACACGCCUCCAUCAGAGGAGACGUACAGUUGAUUUCCGGUAUACUCGACAGACAAGAUCAUCUCCAAAAGAUGCAACAGACCCCCGCUUCCGGCUUCCCGGGCCUAGAGGACGACCUCGUCUUCAGCGGCGCAGGCUCCGGUUGCAACGACGGUGACGACGAAGACGAGUGCCCGCCGCUGCCUCCGGAGGCGGGCAGCGGCGGCGACGACGACGACGACCUCGUCACGCCCGUGUACAUCCCACCUACGCGGCCGCCGCCCACCAAGCGACCGCCAAAGGGGGGCGAACAGCGAGGAGGGAAGCCGUGCGACGACGAGGAUUGUGUGCCAGAAGGGAGCGGCAGCGGAGAGGUCACCGAGGAGGCCACCGUGAAGAAUACUGAUCUGACCGAACCGAGUGCGACGUUCUUCGACACUACUUCCCUCAAACCUCCCGAGCAAACCACCCUUCAAACCUUCGCCCCGCCACGCACCACCCCUUCCUCUCCUCUUGCCAACCUCACCACUGAAUCGACGAGGGCUGCUACCACGACCCAGCUCACACCUCCCGCAUCGUCUCCUGCUCCUUCUUCCUCCUUCUUCGAAGAGGAGACCACGGUCGUCGUAUCCACGACGGUGACAGAGAAACCGCCCCAGCGUCCGAUCGUUCCGGUCGCGCUGCCGCCCCCUGAGCUGUAUCCGACUAAUAACGUGUUCAGGCCGCCGUCGACGAAGAAGCCCGAACGAGUGAGCUCGGAGACGUCCGAGGUGGUCGCUCUUAUUAUCGGUAUCAUCGCUGGCGCCCUGAUAGCAAUAAUCCUCAUCAUCCUGGUGAUCCUCAAGUUCAAGUCGCGCAGCGACAGGUCCUUCAAGAUCGACGACUCCAAGUCCUUCCAGCAGGGCCCCAAUGCCGCCCUUUUGGGGAGCGUUUCGGAGGGCGGCACCAACGGCCAGUACCAGCUGAACGGCGCGCUCAGGAACGGGGACAAGGGGGGCGGCGCACAUGCGCAGAAGUCCAAGAAGAGGGACAGCAAGGACAUCAAAGAGUGGUACGUGUAAGUGGCGUUCGGGACUCGGUUGGGGUGUUUGCAGGACUUACCAGGGCGUCGAGGACUCAAAUAGGAUUUUAAAUGCCUUGAAACAGUAUAUUUUCGAAGAACGAGGCCUCAAAGUGUCAGUGUUAAGGUUUUGCAGGACGCCAAGGGCUCGAGUAGGCCUGAGAGAAUUUGAAGUUCUUGCUCGAUCUCAAUGAUUAUAAUGAAUAACACUUUCGAGAUCUCAAAUAUCUUACAUUCCUGACUUUAGUAAACCCUAGUGAAUCCUCAAAACGACAGUAAUGAGGUUUUGCGUCAUCUGAAUCCUCAAAGCAUUAGUUUGAUGAGCUCACAGGGCCACUUCUGAGAACUUAGAA
Molecule: messenger RNA, 4106 nt
Organism: Phaedon cochleariae (mustard beetle)
Lineage: Eukaryota; Metazoa; Arthropoda; Insecta; Coleoptera; Chrysomelidae
Source: the annotation of a GenBank genome assembly